GAGAAGGAGAGAGAGGGACAGAGGCGAGAGAUCCAUCCAAACCUCACCGUUUCACAAGAGCUCUCAUUGCUACGCGGCUCAGCGCAGCAUUUCACUGUUCCAAUCGGAGGAAACGCCACUCUUUUACGCUUCUUUUAGCCCCUUUUCUUUAUCUCGCCGCUUGUCUGCGUGAAAGCCGCAUUCAGAGACAACUUCGUCCGUUUUUCUCCCGACUUCCGACUUGAGCUGCAUCAUGAACAGUUUUGGGGCACCUCUGAAACGCGUACCGCUGGAAUGGUGGGGAUUACACAGCCGACACCCAAGGAACAUGUAAACGCACAUGGAGUUUGGGAUUUAUUUCGAAAUAUGGGAAAGAUGACCGUCUUCUCGUUGUGCUUGCUCUUGUGCGCAGAUCUGCUGGAUUUAGCCGUGGGAUAUCUGACCGUUACUAUAGAACCUCUCCCUCCUGUUGUCGUCGGCGAAACUGUCACCCUCAAAUGCAAUUUCAAAACAGACGGAAGGCUUCGGGAGAUUGUUUGGUACAGGGUCACAGAUGGAGGAACGAUUAAACAGAAAAUAUUCACAUACGACGCUAUGUUUAAUACCAAUUACUCUCACAUGGAGGACUACCGGAGACGUGAGGACUUAGUGUAUCAGUCAACUGUAAGACUGCCUGAGGUUCGGAUCUCGGAUAACGGACCUUAUGAAUGCCAUGUGGGCAUUUAUGACCGGGCGACGAGGGAAAAAGUGGUCUUGGCAUCGGGCAAUGUUUUCCUCACUGUAAUGUCUCCUCCAAACAACAUCUCGGUGGUGGCAGAGAACACGCCCGCUCCUUUUAGUCGAUACCAGGCUCAGAAUUUUACCCUUCUGUGCACAGCCAAAGGAGGGAAGCCAGCCCCAUCGGUGUACUUCAAACGGGACGGUGAGCUCAUAGAGGUCAUCUCGUACACUAUGCCCACUGCCAGUGAAGCAGGCACUGGCUCUGCCAACUUCAGAGGGGCCCGCCCGCUGAUCAGCCGGGACCUGGAUGAGACCAAACUGCAGCGCUCUCUCUCUCUGCUGGACCCUGAAGGCCGUUUGUCUCGCCUGCACACAGAGAGCCCCCAGCACUACCACAGCCAGGGCCAGCAAGCGUCUGAGCCCAGCCCCGCUACAGAGGUCAUCCCAGAGACUGUGGUGAGCCGCGAGUUCCCCCGCUGGGUCCACAGUACUGACCCUCUGUAUUACUUCAGCCACACCCACGUCCCCCAGAGCGAUGGGUCAGUGGUGGUGCAGGCUCGCCUCACCUGGACCCUCAACCCCCAACUGGACAACGAUGCCCUGUUCAGCUGUGAGGUCAAGCACCCAGCACUCUCCAUGCCCAUGCAGACUGAGGUCACGCUAGCUGCUCCAAAGGGCCCCAAACUCUUCAUGACCCCCACCAGAGCCAAAGUAGGGGACACAGUCAGGAUCACUGUACAAGGAUUCCAGAAUGAGGUGUUCCCGGAGCCCCUCUUCACCUGGACGCGGGUGGGGGGUCGGCUUUUGGACGGCAGCACAGAGAGGGAGGGGAGGGAGCUCAUUCUGGAGAGAGUACCAGCCGAACUGAACGGGUCCAUGUACCGAUGUACGGCACAGAAUCCAUUGGGCUCCACGGAUACGCACACACGCCUCAUAGUGUUCGAAAAUCCAAGCAUGAUGAAGAAUACACAGAAUCCUAACAAUGAAGCGUGUCAUCUGGAGAUUGUUGGACUUGCGUGGAUGACCCUCAUCCUCACAGUGACCGCUGGACUGACGUGAAAUCUCCUCCACUUGGACAUUGUCAGCUCCACACACACGCACACAUAUGCACACAUACACCCACACACACACACACACACACCCACAUACACACACACACUUCUUACUCAACGUCGAUAAAAAACUGUACAAUCCUGCAAGCCUUCUUCGGUCAUCAACUCUCCCAUGCGUCGAGCAGAAAAGUGGCGAACCGAUACGUCAUUUUUUUUGUACUGAAAAUUAUAACCAUGACAGAACAUGAUGGUCUAGGCCACCCCCUAUAUAAGCCCCACCCACUUCCACUUUACUUUUUGUUUUUCCUGUCUGCUAAAUGGAAAAAAGAAUAUGGAAUUUAUUUGUGAUGUGAUUGAGACUGGACAACCUGACUGUCUGCCCUGGGAUGCACCACAACGGAAUAAACCGGCAUUUUUUAUUAAUAUAUUUUUGUUUCCUUUUGGUUUUCAUGGCCUGGAAUGUACAAAGGGUAAAGAGAAACUAGAAAAAAAAAAUCCUUUUUGAGUGUAUUUUGUGUACAUCCGUGUAAAUAUUGAAAAUAAUUAAAGAAGCUAUAUGGGUCAGGGGUUGGUUCUGCUGAGAUAGUCACAUUUGUUUGUACUUCAUCCAUUUUUUCAAAGACGAGCAAGAGCAGAAAAUUAUUAUGAUUUGAGCUUUAUAUCAAUAUGGCUAUACAUUUUUGAGGACAUGAAAUUGCUGAUAAUGUCCGCUGUUUUAGAGGUCCUGGUGCAUGUGACAUUCCUUCUCAGUUCUUGGCGUGUUGCGAAUGACAGCAGCGCAACUCAUAGUCACCGACCUGUAACCCAGCUAUUUACUUGUGACAUAACUAUCUUAAGUGACCCACAUUGUGUACAAUACGUAACUACUACCCAGGCAUCUGCAGUAUCCAUGAGCUCAUUUUCUUGGCCGCCAUCUCCAGAGAGGUGCUCACCUGAGGCAGCGUGUGUAAAACAGGGUUGUUGCAUUUGUUUCAUUUCACCUGUAUUAAAAAUGGAGAGAUUAUCAAAGU
Periophthalmus magnuspinnatus is the source of this 2761-nucleotide messenger RNA. It is a transcript of the gene igsf21a, whose product is annotated as immunoglobin superfamily, member 21a. Gene Ontology annotation, cellular component: adherens junction. The transcript has 10 exons. Lineage: Eukaryota; Metazoa; Chordata; Actinopteri; Gobiiformes; Gobiidae. The record is from RefSeq and is a predicted model, not a curated record. Gene Ontology annotation, biological process: homophilic cell-cell adhesion; heterophilic cell-cell adhesion. Bases 274 to 1758 code for a protein of 494 amino acids.